AUGCUGGACAUCGAUGGCGAGGUGAAGACGCUGGUGGAGAAGAUCAAAGAGCUGGGAGCGCCAGACCAAGCCGAUCAUGGCAGGAUCAAAGUGAAGUAUGGCAUCCUCUUCAGGGAGACCUCUGACCUGUUUGAGGCACUGGCCGGCACAAUGAGGGCUGCCAAGCGCAAGAAGCUGGUCACAUUUGAUGGGGAGCUGCUGCUGCAAGGGGUGCACGACAAUGUGGAUGUUGUGCUCCUGGAGGCUUGCUGA
Molecule: messenger RNA, 252 nt
Organism: Coccomyxa subellipsoidea C-169
Lineage: Eukaryota; Viridiplantae; Chlorophyta; Trebouxiophyceae; Coccomyxaceae
Exons: 1
Coding region: 1-252 (83 amino acids)
Biological process (GO): regulation of actin filament-based process
Source: RefSeq, a predicted model, not a curated record